This is a messenger RNA of Mycena citricolor, 1504 nucleotides long. The record is from the annotation of a GenBank genome assembly. Lineage: Eukaryota; Fungi; Basidiomycota; Agaricomycetes; Agaricales; Mycenaceae.
AAACAGUGAUGUGGCUGUGCACCACUAUUCUUUCAUCGGCCCAUCCCGAACCUUUGAAUCCUGUACAUUCAGCACCUCAAACCAGUUUCGAACUUUUCAAAUGAAUCUCUUACAUCGAAUUGCCUGCUAACUGGAGAUUUGAUGGGCGCGUUCAACCUGUGUGUUUUGACGACACUUGAGCUCAGAACAAUAGAGACCGCGGCUUUUGUUCUCUAGCCGAGGACGUCCGAAGUCCUCAUUGUUCUUUGCUGUCCCCAUAUAAGACUCGGGCGCGUUCGUGAUGAGGACCAUCCACUUCUUUAGACUUUCUCUGUGUUUUCCUUCCGUGUCGCUCAUUGCUCAUGCCAUUCUCACGUCUUUUCACGACCCUCAUCGCCCUGGCUGGCGCUGACCUCAUUCAGUCCGUUUCUGGACAUGCCUCUCUCUGGCACCCCUCCAUGUACGGCUUCAACGUCACCCAGCAAACGUUCCCUUACGAUAACCGACCUGUCAGCCCACUGACCAACUUCACUUUCAACCAAUGGUGGUUCCACGGGCACCUCGCCUUCCCCCCACAUCCGACCGACAUAUUCGAGCUGCCCGCCGGCCAGGCCGCCACGACCGAGAUCGCCUGCAACAAGGGUGCCACGACGUUCUUCGCGUCCUCCGAGGGCGGCGACAUCCGGCCGACGCCCGACUCGAACGACGUAUGCCCCGGCUCGGGCACGGACGAGUUCCACACGAAGGGCUUCGACGACCUAACGGGCUGCGCGCUCGCCAUCGCAUACACUGCCGACGACAAGACCGUCGCGCCGGAGGACUUCACCGUGUUCAGCGUGAACCAGACGUGCGUGUGGACGCGCUUCACGGAUUUCCAGGUGCCCGCGCGAAUGCCGCCGUGCCCGCCGGGCGGGUGUCUGUGUGCGUGGUUGUGGAUUCAUUCGCCUGACAGCGGUGGAGAGCAGAACUACAUGACCGGCUUCAAGUGCAAUGUCACAGGAUCCACAUCUGAAGUCCCUCUGGCCAAACCCCAAGUCGCGCGCCGCUGUGGUGCUGAUUCUAUGAACGGCAAAUGGCACGCGUCGCCGUCCAAUUGCACGUAUGGUGCCAAGCAGCCUCUCUACUGGUUCCAAGCCGAGCGAAACAACAUGUUCGAGGGAACAUAUGCCCCUCCAUUCUACACCGAUCUCUAUGGCUUCCGGGACGGCCAGCAGGACGACAUCUUCCAGGAUUCGUAUGCGUUUCUCCCGACUCCGGCACCCAGCGGCCCGCUCCCGAUCCUGAACAUGUCCGCAGUAGCCCAGCCGGAGCUCGUGCUGCAGCCUUUGUGGAAGAAGAACCUCCAGGCGAGGCGCUCGCACUCGAUGCGCAGGCAGUGGAUGAGUCGCGUUUCUUUCUGAGUUGAGCUGGUUUCAUGUACCACUAAUGUAAUACACUGUGUAAAUGUAGAAUAGAUAGCCUACUGUUGUUGUAGCCAAUAAUACUGUACUUGUAUCCUUGACGGAAGGCAUCGCGCAUUGACAAC